Ipomoea nil (Japanese morning glory) is the source of this 639-nucleotide messenger RNA. RefSeq names its product histone H4. The record is from RefSeq and is a predicted model, not a curated record. Gene Ontology annotation, biological process: nucleosome assembly. The transcript has a single exon. Lineage: Eukaryota; Viridiplantae; Streptophyta; Magnoliopsida; Solanales; Convolvulaceae. Bases 105 to 416 code for a protein of 103 amino acids. Gene Ontology annotation, cellular component: nucleosome. Gene Ontology annotation, molecular function: DNA binding; structural constituent of chromatin; protein heterodimerization activity.
CCCCGUCCCACGUCCAGCUCACUUCCAAAUCAAAAUCUACUUGUCCAAUUUACCUCUCACUCCACCAAUUCAAAACCCUAGAUUUCUUCUUUCUCUCUGCAAAAAUGUCCGGCCGUGGAAAGGGAGGCAAGGGAUUGGGCAAGGGAGGAGCCAAGCGUCACAGGAAGGUGCUUCGCGACAACAUCCAGGGGAUCACGAAGCCGGCCAUUCGCCGUCUGGCUCGUAGAGGAGGCGUGAAGCGUAUCUCCGGCCUCAUCUACGAGGAGACCAGGGGAGUCCUCAAGAUCUUCCUCGAGAAUGUGAUCAGAGACGCCGUGACAUACACUGAGCACGCUCGGAGGAAGACCGUGACGGCGAUGGACGUCGUCUACGCCCUCAAGAGGCAGGGCAGGACUCUGUACGGUUUCGGAGGCUAGGAUGUUGGGAUGCGCUAUUGGAUGUUCGUCUGUGUAAUUGCAGAUCUGUUGGACUAUUUCCGUUUAGUUUUUAGUUAUGUUUUUAGGUUGUAGGUAGCGAUUGUCUGCUUGUUUCGUGAAUGUAAUAUCCUGUUGCAGUUAAAGCAUCACUAAUACCUUCUGUUCUGAUUUUGUGAAUCAAUACAACGUUAUCUGCUCUAUGAAAAUUGAAUUUCGUUCUAAA